Suncus etruscus (white-toothed pygmy shrew) is the source of this 1012-nucleotide messenger RNA. RefSeq names its product ribonuclease P/MRP subunit p30 (gene RPP30). The record is from RefSeq and is a predicted model, not a curated record. The transcript has 11 exons. Gene Ontology annotation, molecular function: RNA binding. Gene Ontology annotation, cellular component: nucleolar ribonuclease P complex. Gene Ontology annotation, biological process: tRNA processing. NCBI's taxonomy places the organism in Eukaryota, Metazoa, Chordata, Mammalia, Eulipotyphla, Soricidae. Bases 1 to 807 code for a protein of 268 amino acids.
AUGGCGGUGUUUGCAGACCUGGACCUGAGCGUGAGCUCCGACCUGAAAGCGCUCCGUGGGCUGGUGGAGACUGCGGCUCACGUGGGCUAUUCCGUUGUUGCCAUCAAUCAUGUUGUUGAAUUUAAGGAAAAGAAACAGGAAAUUGAGAAACCAGUAGCUGUCUCUGAACUCUUCACAACAUUGCCAAUUGUACAGGGAAAAUCAAGACCAAUUAAAAUUUUAACCAGACUGACAAUUAUCGUUUCGGACCCAUCUCACUGUAAUGUUUUGAGAGCAACCUCUUCAAGAGUCCGGCUAUAUGAUAUCGUUGCUGUCUUUCCAAAGACAGAGAAACUUUUUCAUGUUGCUUGUACACACUUAGAUGUGGAUUUAGUCUGCAUAACUGUAACAGAGAAACUACCAUUUUACUUCAAAAGACCCCCUAUUAAUGUGGCAGUUGACCGAGGGAUCAGUUUUGAACUUGUCUACAGUCCUGCCAUUAAAGACUCCACAAUGAGAAGGUACACAAUUUCCAAUGCCCUCAAUUUGAUGCAGAUCUGCAAAGGAAAGAACAUAAUUAUAUCUAGUGCUGCAGAAAAACCUUUAGAAAUAAGAGGCCCAUAUGAUGUGGCAAAUUUAGGAUUGCUCUUUGGGCUUUCUGAAACUGAUGCCAAGGCUGCAGUGUCCACCAACUGCCGAGCUGUGAUUCUCCAUGGAGAAACUAGAAAAACUGCUUUUGGAAUUAUUUCCACAGUGAAAAAGCCUCGGCCAUCAGAAGAAGAAGAUGAUUCUCAUCCAGUUUGCAAAAAAGCCAAAUGUGAAAGCUGACAAGACCACCCCCGCCCUGGCCCUUAACUAUACUCCCUUCUUCCUUUUUAUACUCCAUCAUCCAUAGAUAAAACAGUUUUCUAUUCAUUACUAUUUCCAUUUGGGCUUGAAAUCAGUUGUCUAUUAAAAAGUUAUAUUUAAACUAUUAAAAUAAUAGUCUAGUGACGCAUUUAAAAAACAAUGCUGGAUUAACUGAAUAAAUAUA